Esox lucius (northern pike) is the source of this 4178-nucleotide messenger RNA. RefSeq names its product Yip1 domain family, member 5 (gene yipf5). The coding region runs from base 100 to 885 and encodes 261 amino acids. The transcript is spliced from 6 exons. Gene Ontology annotation, biological process: regulation of ER to Golgi vesicle-mediated transport; endoplasmic reticulum to Golgi vesicle-mediated transport; vesicle fusion with Golgi apparatus. The record is from RefSeq and is a predicted model, not a curated record. NCBI's taxonomy places the organism in Eukaryota, Metazoa, Chordata, Actinopteri, Esociformes, Esocidae. Gene Ontology annotation, cellular component: membrane; trans-Golgi network.
ACCCGGAAGACAUUCCUUUAUUAUUCUCUUGACACGUAGCAACGAAGUUGGAUUGGUGAAGUCAAGAGUGGAAUUGUUCAACGUUGCAGACGGUCAGAAAUGUCUGGGUCAGGGUUUGACAACUUCAACACUGAUUUCUACCAGUCCAGUUACAGUGUGGAUGACCAAGGACAGCCUGCUGGAUAUGGCUACAGUAAUACAGAAGACCCCUACAAACAGGGUCAAUAUGGUCAGUAUGACUACUCCCAGUCAGUAGGAUAUGCAGCUCCAGGGAUGAUGCAACCCCAGACGCCCUACACAGGCCAGAUCUACCAACCCACACCGGCCUUCACACCUUCCCCGGCUCAGUCCAUGUACAGCAGCAGCUUUGACGACGAGCCCCCACUGCUGGAGGAAUUGGGCAUCAACUUUGACCAUAUCUGGCAGAAGACCCUGACAGUGCUUCAUCCUAUGAAGGCAGCAGACGGUAACAUUAUGAACGAGACUGACCUCGCUGGGCCCAUGGUCUUUUGCCUGGCCUUCGGAGCCACCUUACUUCUGACAGGAAAGAUCCAGUUUGGCUAUGUCUAUGGGAUCAGUGCCAUCGGCUGCCUGGGAAUGUAUUGUCUCCUCAACCUAAUGAGCAUGACCGGUGUGUCUUUUGGAUGUGUCGCCAGCGUGCUGGGCUACUGCCUGCUUCCCAUGAUCCUCCUCGCCAGCUUUGGAGUCCUCUUCUCUUUACAAGGCAUGCUGGGAAUAAUAAUUGCAGCCACGAUAAUUGGCUGGUGUAGUUUUUCCGCUUCCAAGAUCUUCAUCUCAGCCCUGGCCAUGGACGGACAGCAGCUCCUGGUGGCGUAUCCCUGUGCCCUCCUCUACGGGGUGUUCGCCCUCAUCUCCGUCUUCUGAACUGUCGUCCGCACGCCAUGUCGUCCGCACCGUGCAGCAACGCCGCCUUGCAGAGCCGCCUAAUUCUGGACCAGUGUGAGGCGACGCUGGGCUGCCCCCCCCCCCCCCCCCCAAAUCGCAGCGCAGCGGUGUGGACACUGCCAGGCUUUCAUCUGCCGGCCGCAUUCCAUUUUUAAACCUGUCAACGGCUCACUCGGCACAAGGGUGUCAAUUCCAAAACGUGAUCCGUUUAGGACUGAGGAGGGCCAAUCUACCAAACCACCGCAUAAUCUCAUAUUUAAAGGAAAACCUGUUCUAAUAAUACGUGUUUGUUUUUGUUUGGAGAGAAAAAAAAAAGUGUGCGUUUUGAGGCCUUCUUAAAAAAACAAAAAAAAAAUGAAGUUAUAGUAACUUGCACAGGUAUUUUCAAUUUUAUUCUACUGAAACAGGACGCUUGAACUAGUGUAGUUAAUCUCUGUGACAUGGUCUUAUUCCAACUGUUAUAUCAAAGGCCCUCUCUCAAGCACACGCACACGCGCGUGCACGUCUGGUUCCUCUGGGGUCUCUGCCGCCAUGUUUUAUGGACCAAUCAUUUUCACUCCAUUGGACCUCUUCCCCUUAUCCAUACCUUUGAACUGUUAGAAUUGCUGGAACAAAAGGCUCUGCCUGAAUAUGUGUCACUCCCCACUGCAUUUUCCAGCCCUCUUAAGGUCUGGCUUCAGCCCACGACCCGACAAAGAGCCUCCUUAGAUAGCUGCAUGUGGUCGCUAGUGUGUUGGUUGUGUAGCCUGUGUGAUUGUGAACUUUGGUCAGUCCAAGUGCCUGUGCAAUGACACAGCUGUUCACACUGCGCAUACAUGCAUACACUCACAGAAUCUGUUUCCUAGAAAACCAUUAAAAAAAACAAAACAAAGACCAAUUAGAUUUGUGUGGGUUUUUCAUUUUUCCUCCUUGACCAGUGGGGAAGCCUCUUGGCCUAGUCUUGGUUUCUUGUCGGCCACGUUUUGUCUCUAUUGCGAAAUGACAGUUUGUCCUUCAGAAUCACGUGAACCGCCCCACAGGGCUCUGGCCUGGGGCUUUCUGGAGAUUUCUGUGUUCACAUUUGCACUGACACGAAAGGGUCUCCCGAGGCUGUCGGCUGGGUUUCGUCUGGUGUGGUUUUGAUGGGUAAAUUACAGAUCUUAAAUGUUCAGUGUCUCCCACCUUAAACAAUCCUUUCCGUUCAGAAUGUAUCCACUGCAGGCGAGGAUUUGAGAAGCAUGUUUUUUGGCUGCCAGCUGAAAUGGCAGCGGGACACAGUCCUAGUUAGUCUUGGCGUUUUGCUUUGUUUGUAGGUGUUGCACAAUGUGGCAGUGUAUGUUGCAGACGAGGGCCUCAUUGGAGUGGCACAGUUAAUGAGCACAGGGUUUUCUGGUUGUCAGUAUCGUGCCUGGUUUUGAUGUAGGUUUGUUUUGUACUAAACAUGAGCAAUGCAUUUCUGUGUUCUUCAAAUCAAUACCAUUUGAUCUAGAGUAGUAAGUAAUGCAAAGACCAAAAUGAAGUGCUUUUCUGUUGGAAGGACAUUUCUAUUUAAAGCUACCAAGAGCUGUAAUUGCUGCUCUCAUGACUGCAUAUUUCUAUAGUGUAUAUUAUUUGUACUUCAGUUGUUUUUCUGUCAUAUGGAAAUUUUUUGAUAAAAGGACAAGAUGCUUUGCUUUUUGGUUUUUAUCAGCAACUUUCAAUAAACUAUUGGGCAUAGCCAACAAUACAGGGUGUGUUUCAUAAUUUUUACAUACUUUUUGUGGGGUCUAUAGCACAAUUUAACCUUUGUGCUUUUAAGGACGGCCUGAAAGGACUCACCCAUUACUGUGUAACGUCAGUGUUUCAAUACAAGCUGUUUUAUCGGUCUGUUGAGUUAUAAAUGUUUUCAGUCUUAACAGGAAAAUUUCCACUUCACACUGACACAUUCAUUGCAUGUUUUUGUUUCCAAGUGGCUGUUAGUGUCACACACAGAACUCACAGUCAGGGUUUCUUUUUUAUUCUGAGGUUAUCAGUGCCGUGUGACAUCAAACACGGCACUGAUUUUCAGAAUUUGGUUAUAUUUAAUCCAGUGUCUGUUUGUUGGGGUUGUAAAGGGUUUGCUUUCAGUGGUCAUUGUCCUGCACGGAAUGUUCUGGCUUUUUAGGCCUGUGUUUGUGGGUUUGUUGAGGACAGGUCAGAGGUCAUUUGAUACUGCAUCGCAUCCGUAGCAUGUUCAAAUGAUUCAUGCGUUGGAUUUAGGGUUCAGCAACCAGUUGUCUGGGUUCCCUUUCCUCCUCUGAAAAAAAGGUUUUCUAAGUAGACAAUGGUGUAUUGAACGUUCAAUUAGGAACCAUCCUCAUAAGGCAAAACAUUUGAUGAACCCUGUGGUUCUGUAAAGAGCAAAAUGGUUUGGAAAAUGGGCAUUGACCAAGGGCUAUCUGAAUCAUUACAGUAUGGCAUAAAACUACUUCCCAGAGAACCCCCUGAGGAACAGUCAUUGUUUGGUGUGUAGGUGGCAGCCAACUCCAGAGGGCAAGUCUGCCCACGUUAACAGCUACAUGUCUGUUUAACAGUACAGUCAGUUGUAUGUCCCAAUACUUAGGACUAGGACUUCUUAUAACGAAUUUUACACUAUAUGUCUAUACUAUCUCCUAUAACAGGGGCUAGGAUAUGUUUUUUUAAUCUCUAUGGGUACUGACCUGCAAAAGAUUCAGAACAGCCAACAGCAAAGUGAUCCCCACAGCCAAGAAAUCUCUUGGCAGAUUAUGCAUUUGCCUCUGGGUGGCAGUGUUGAGUCAUACAGUGUCUGGCCAACUAGUUGAAGAGGAAUAUGGACCAUGUUAUUUAGCGUUGUGAAAUUCGUCCAUAUUCUGCGCAGUAAUUGACAUUUUAUUUGAAUGUGCACAGAGCAAAUUAACCUUAUCCCCUAAUUCACACCCCUUUCAUCAGGUUGCUCUUAGUCGGCAACUAAUGAAUGGGAAACAAAUGUCUUGAAGCUCUUCCCUGACUUUUAAUCUGUGAGAACUUUUUCAUAAAGAAAUUAUAUCCAAUUUGUUUUCUAAAUCAAGAUCCAUUAAUCUAGUUCUUAAGAUGCCUGAUGAAUGUGUUGCUUGCUGCUCGUCAUGCUGGAAUUUGUUAGUGACCGUGACCACUCUGUAGAAUGUAACUGAGAGGAAAAAUAGGCCACAAUUUUAGGCAAAGUCUGGACUGCUCCACCUCCGCUAUUAUUUAAUGUCAGUUUCAAGUUAAACUGUCACUACUUGUCAUAUGCAAAUCAAUGCACGUUUAGUGAAAUAAAAAUGUAUUCAACCGUG